AUGCCAAAAAAUAAAUAUCAAAAAAUCUGCAGUAAAGAAACAUUUAUGAUUGUCAGAAGCCUUCAAACUGGAAAUGUGUCACUCACGUUAGCAGACGAAAUCAAAAAAUAUAAAACAGAUGCUCUUAUCGAAUUUUUACAGAGAGAAGAGGACUUGGAGCUUGAUGACUUGAAAGUUAUUCGCGAAGAAAAAACUUCAUUAAGGAGUGUAAGGAAAAAGAAGCGCUCAUUUUCCUCGUAUAAGACUCAGAAAGACUUAAAAGAGGUAUUAGCAAAGUAUGGGAUUGAUGGUAAUGGGAUAGGUGCAAUCCGUCAAUUUCCACCAAAAACAUAUACACUCGAAGACGAUGAUGAGGAAUUGAAACAAUGUAUAAGGGAAAUAAAAUGCAGGUUGGGAAAUAUGGGGACUAUUCUUGCCGAUAGCAAUAAAGCCAUGUGGUGCGAAUAUAUUUCGGUCAUUCUUCAGCUUGAUACAUGUAUCUUUCAUCAUGAGUUUGCCGUUUUUUUACUAAUCCCUAUAAUUAAAUUGAGUUGAAAAAAUAAAUUGAUAAUAUACCAAACCAAUUGAAUUUCAUUUUUACACUUACAACUUCGUACAAAUUGAGUAAGAUAUCUUGAAAUAUUUCCCAUGAAGUAUCAGGU
Rhizophagus irregularis DAOM 181602=DAOM 197198 is the source of this 641-nucleotide messenger RNA. Lineage: Eukaryota; Fungi; Glomeromycota; Glomeromycetes; Glomerales; Glomeraceae. The record is from RefSeq and is a predicted model, not a curated record.